Oreochromis niloticus (Nile tilapia) is the source of this 1923-nucleotide messenger RNA. RefSeq names its product E3 ubiquitin-protein ligase TRIM21-like. Bases 215 to 1870 code for a protein of 551 amino acids. The transcript is spliced from 2 exons. The record is from RefSeq and is a predicted model, not a curated record. Gene Ontology annotation, molecular function: protein binding; zinc ion binding. NCBI's taxonomy places the organism in Eukaryota, Metazoa, Chordata, Actinopteri, Cichliformes, Cichlidae.
CACCUCACUCGUCCAGCCUGGGCGUGUUCUAAUCCCACCUUUGCUCCUUGUUGAUAAGUAUAGACCAUAAAAUCAUAAAUAAGGGGGAGGAGGAAAGAAACUCUGUGAAAAGCUGCAGUCAAGUCCAGUUUGUCUCUAAACGAAGAUUCACAGGAAGGUCACACUGAGUCCAGCACGUUCAUUUUCUGAGCCUCACAGCAGAUUCUGUCCACUGAUGAGAACAGAGAGUGCAGACAUGUCUGCUGCCACCAAUCUGCAGUCUGAAGAUCAGUUUCUGUGCUCCAUCUGUCUGGAUGUGUUCACUGAUCCUGUCACCACAUCAUGUGGACACAACUUCUGCAAAAACUGCAUCACUCAGCGCUGGGACAUGAGUCAGAGCUGCCAGUGCCCCAAGUGUAACAAGGUGUUCAAGACAAGGCCUGAACUUCAUGUUAACACUUUGCUCUCUGAGAUGGUUGCUCAGUUCAGACGUGAAGCUCAGCAGAAAGCCAGCAGCAGCAGCUCGGAGCAACAAGCUGCCAAACCAGGAGAAAUUCCCUGUGACGUCUGUACUGGAACCAGACUGAAGGCCCUGAAGUCCUGCCUGGUGUGUCUGACCUCCUACUGUCAGACUCACCUGGAGCCUCAUCUGACAGCUACAAGUUUGAAAAGACAUCAGCUGAUUGAGCCUGUGGAGAACCUGGAAAACAGGAUGUGUAGGAAGCACGAUAAACAUCUGGAGCUGUUCUGUAAGACCGACCAGACAUGUAUCUGCAUGCUCUGCUCUGUUUUAGACCACAAGACUCAUGAAGUUGUUCCUCUGAGAGAAGAAUAUGAAGGAAAGAAGGCAGAGCUGGAGAAGACAGAGGCUGAGAUUCAGCAAAUGAUCCAGAAGAGACGACUGAAGAUUCAGGAGAUCAAAGAGUCGGUGAAGAUGAGCAAAGAUGCUGCAGACAGACAGAAAGCAGAAGGUGUUCAGGUCCUCACAGCUCUGAUGGAGUCUGUUGAGAGACGCCUGAAGGAGCUCAUAAAGGAGAUCGAAGACAAACAGGAAACUACAGAGAAACAGGCUGAAGGUGUCAUCAAAGAUCUGGAACAGGAAAUCUCUGAGCUGAUGGAGAGAAGCUCUGAGGUGGAGCAGCUCUCACACUCUGAAGACCACCUCCACCUCCUCCAAAGCUUAUCGUCCCUGAAAGCUGCUCCACCCACCAAGGACUGGACAGAGGUCAGAGUCCGUCCACCAUCAUAUGAGGGGACAGUGGGGAGAGCUGUGGAGACACUCAGGAAAGACAUGAAGAAGAAGCUGUUUGAGGCAGAGCUGAAGAGGGUCCAGCAGUAUGCAGUGGAUGUGACUCUGGAUCCUGAUACGGCAAAUCCUUAUCUCAUCGUGUCUGAUGAUGGAAAACAAGUGAAUCAUGGUGAUGUGAAGAAGAAACUUCCGGACAACCCAGAGAGAUUUUCUUACUGUGUUUGUGUUUUAGGAGAGCAGAGUUUCUCUUCAGGCAGAUUUUACUUUGAGGUUCAGGUUAAAGGAAAGACUGACUGGGAUUUAGGAGUGGCCACAGAGUCGAUCAACAGGAAGGGAAAAAUCAGACUGAUUCCUCAAAAUGGUUUCUGGACUGUGUGGCUUAGAAAUGGAAGUGAGUACACAGCUUGUGCUGCCCCUCCAGUCCAUCUCUGUCUCCAGUCUUCUCCUGAGAAGGUUGGGGUGUUUGUGGACUAUGAGGAGGGUCUGGUCUCCUUCUAUGACGUAGAUGCUGCAGCUCUGAUCUACUCGUUCACUGGCUGCUCCUUCACAGAGAAGCUCUUCCCAUACUUCAGUCCUGGGCUUUAUCAAGGUGUGAAAAACUCUGCACCACUGAUCAUCUGUCCUGUCAAUCAAAUUGAGUAACAACGUAUUUGAAUUGAUGAGAUUAUUUAUUUUCAUUAAAGGGAAUAAAUAUU